Messenger RNA from Symbiodinium natans, 2475 nucleotides. NCBI's taxonomy places the organism in Eukaryota, Dinophyceae, Suessiales, Symbiodiniaceae. The record is from the annotation of a GenBank genome assembly.
AUGGCUCGCUCGCGCUCUCCGCAGAAGCAAUCGGGCAAGCGCUCUCCGAGGAAGCACUGCUAUGGCAACGUUCGGUGGUACAACGGACGACGCCAGACUGGCCUUAUCGAUGCGGAGGACGGCAAGAAGGUCUUCAUCCCAGUGGGCGGAGCUCUGAACAGGAACUGCGUGCCGGCAACCCCGGGGGGCCUGAUGCACGGCACUCGCGUUGUCUUCCGGAUUGUCUCCUUUCUGGACCCGGACAAGCCGAAAGACAACGUCCAGCAUGGGUGCACUGAUGUCCGGCCCACGGACCCGGACCAAAUAGGUCUGGAGUGCGGUGUCAACACACGAAUAGGAGGAAGAGCCGUCAACGAAGACCGCCUCGUUCACGCUGAUCUCUACGAUCUGGGGUUCCUCGCUGGCGUGUUCGAUGGACACGGCGGACAGCGCUGUGUUGAGUAUGUGACUGCUCGCCUUCCCGUCCUGAUUCGUGAAAGCUACCUCGCAUUGGCUCAGCAGCUCGGAGGCAUCAACGCCUUGACUCCGAAAGAGGAGGAGCAGCUGAUCGGCGUCGCUUGCCGCAAUGCUUUUGUGCAGACGGACUCCGAGUAUCUCCAGAAAGCCCGCGAUCAGCAUCUGAAUGAUGGCUCGACGGGUCUGGUGGCACUCCUUGCCCAUGGCUUCGAGGACGAAGCAGAGGCCCCUGCACGUUCGCUCGUGGAAGGCUGCAAGCCCGGGGGCUGUGCCAAGCUCUUUGUGGCAAACUGUGGCGACUGCCGCGCCGUGUUGUUGCGCGGGAGGAAAGCCAUCCGCCUGACCCAGGAUCACAAGCCCGAACGGCCCGACGAGACGCAGCGCAUCCAGCAGGCCGGUGGCAUCGUGAUCUCCACGCCCUGCGGCACCCACCGCGUGGGGCAAAAGCACGGCCAGUGGUUCCUUUCCACCUCCCGCUCCUUCGGGGACCUCGAGCUCAAGGAGCCGCGGCCGCUCGUCAUCGCAGAGCCGGAGCUAGUGGUCCACACGCUCGAGCCAGAGGACUGGGCUCUUGUUCUGGCUUCCGAUGGCGUUUGGAACGGUCUUUCGGACCAAGACGUCUGGCAGGCCGUGUGGCAGGUGGUUGCAGUCGAGCGCAAGGGCGCCGUUGUCGCGGCUCAGGAGGUUGGUGCCAGAGCUCAUGAAGGCGGCUCCAGCGACAACGCCACGGUCUUCGUGCUUCUAUCGGGGCAUGCAGCCGUGGACGGACGGUACAUUUUGCAGAAUGAGGCCCAGAACCAGCGGCCAGCCUACCGCCGAGAGGAUGGUUCCGCUGAGCGCUUCCUGUGGUUCAGAGGCGGGAACUGGGGCGUCACCGACGCGCUGAAUGCCUCGGCUCUGGCAGCGCCCUUCCUCGCGCGCUGCCCGGACACGGCGCUUCAUCCGCUGGCAUUGCGGCGUCGGAGCCGAUGGUACGUGCGAAGCGGGCGUGGCCAGGAGGACGUAUCCCCUACGCUUGCCGCGUCGGAGGCAGGGGCGGACAGCCUUCCCGUCCCAGCUGCGCCUGCUGCGGGCUACGAAGGCGCUGUUAUUCCGGCACCCGGGCCUUCGCCCUCCAUGCCCGCUUGGGUGGCCUCGGCGGACGUCCAGCAGGAGGAGCGAGCGCACCUGGACCCGGACUGCACUCUUGAGAAGCUGCUGGAUGAGUGGGUUGACCAUCGUCACUUCGAGGAGAUCGAUUCCACCCAGAGCUUUAUCGAGCGAGAGCACGAGAAGUUCAAUCAGGACAAGCUCACUGCCGUGAGCGCGGACUUCCAGACAGCAGGUCGUGGCACUGGCGGACGCAGUUGGCAUGCCACGAAGGCGCAAAGUGUGAUGGUCUCCUUCUUCCUUCGCUUCCCUGGCGAGCAGACGGAUGACUUUGUCAACUCCAACGCCCCCAACGUGACCAAAGUCCUGGCAGUCGCUGCAGUCGACACUCUGCAGUGGGCCACAGAUGGUGCUCAGACAUUUGGUAUCAAAUGGCCCAACGAUGUCGUCGUGGGAGGCUGCAAGAUUGGAGGCAUCCUCGCACGGGCGGUGCCUUUCCGAGGGCGUCUAGACGGAAUCAUCGUGGGCAUCGGCCUCAACGUCAACACCUCGCGAGCUGACUUGGAUGCCAUUGCCCGGCCGGUGUGGCCCGCAACGUCGCUGUGGGCGCUUUGCGGACGCGACUUUGAUGUCGCGGCCAUCCGUCGGCGGCUGGUGGGCACCUUUGCGAUCGAACUGAGGAGAUUCUUCAUCACUGGCUUCGCCGGUCUGCGCGACCGAGUGAACGGCUUGGAUGUCCUCCUCGGCACUGAGGUUUGGUUCCGAGUCCACGAGUCGGAGGGGCCAUUCCAUUGUGUUUUUGAGGGCAUCCAGGAGGAUGGGCUCAUUCUGCUUCGGCUGGACAGCGGAGAAGUGAAGGCCUUUCCCUCGGGGGAGAUUGUCCCCAAGCCGGUUGAUCCGACUGAUGCGAGCCGAGUGGCAAAACUCUGA